This is a messenger RNA of Phoenix dactylifera (date palm), 3146 nucleotides long. It is a transcript of the gene APRR2, whose product is annotated as CheY-like two-component responsive regulator family protein. The record is from RefSeq and is a predicted model, not a curated record. NCBI's taxonomy places the organism in Eukaryota, Viridiplantae, Streptophyta, Magnoliopsida, Arecales, Arecaceae. Gene Ontology annotation, molecular function: DNA-binding transcription factor activity; transcription cis-regulatory region binding. Gene Ontology annotation, biological process: phosphorelay signal transduction system; positive regulation of DNA-templated transcription. Gene Ontology annotation, cellular component: nucleus.
UUAAAAAUGGUGGAACUUUUGAGGGAUACAGCGGCGAUGCCACCUUGCAGAUAGGAACUAAGAAUUUGAAACAUCUCGUUGGCUCAUGCACGAAAAGUCUGUCAAUCAAAUAAUCCAAGUUCUGGCAGGGAGGCAAAAAUUAAUCAAACAUUUUGAGCUCCAUAGUUGUGAUGGCCUAGCUAGGACCCAGUCUACUUGUCCAACCAGACCUGGAUAUUGGACCCGUCCAUGCGUUGCACACGAUGAGCAAUGGUAGAUUCCCGAUAAAAGUCCGCUUUUUCAUCUGAAGCAGGCGAAUUCUAGUAGAAAUAGGAGAUAUAGGGCGGCUAAAACUCUUAUAGGGUCGCUAGAAUUCUAGGUCACCUCUAUAAAUAGGGAGCCCCUUUCUAUCGUGACCUUCCACUGCGAGCAUUGCGCCUCCUCCUCUCUUCUUUCCCUCUCUUUCUCCUCUUCCUUCGAACUCACCGUUUCUUAGCAUUGUGCCAUCGAAAAUUGAGGCCGGUGUUUAGCAGAUUCGCCUAGUAAAAUUUGAAAGUCCAAGGUGGAAGAGUACCUACGGUAGUAUGGCCGUGUUAUGCUCCGGAUUUGAGACGUGGCAAUGGCAGCAAGAUGAUUAGGAACUUUAACAAAAUACUGAAAUGGAAGAAAUCAGCUGAUAUUACCCUUUCAUACACAGCAAGCAUAUCCUGUGGUCCGAAGCAACCGUACUCGUUGGCCAAAAGCCAGCAACCGCACUAUAGCACUCCACAUAACACGCUCCUCUUCCCUCCCAAGGCAAGCAGAAAGCAAGAGAGGAAAAGUCUGAAGGAGAGAGCAUUUUUCCUCUUUUCAUUGAUCCCUUCACCAAAAGAUUUGGACUUGGUUUUGUUUCCGAGGAGCCUGUUUGGAUUGUAAAUAGCACGAAGAAGGUUCACUGGGAGUCUGUUUUGAUGCUUAGAUGGAUCUGUGAGGAUCAGGAGGAUGGUGGGAUGUGUUGGUUCUCGGCAAUCUGCUAAGCCCUGAGGAACGAUGCGAAACCAGCUAUGAUUUGCUCUGCUGGUGAUUUGGUUGUGUGGAAAGAUUUUCCUAAAGGUCUCAGGGUUCUCCUUCUCGAUGAAAACGGUCCCUCAGCAGAUGAAACAAAACUGCAACUAGAAGCAAUGGACUAUAUUGUUUCUUUAUAUUGCAAUGAACGAGAUGCAUUAGAAGCAAUCUCGAAGAACGAUGAGGGCUUUCAUGUUGCUAUUGUAGAGGUUGCAACUGGUACUUGCCAGGGGAGCUUCAGGUUUCUUGAAAUGGCCAGGGACCUUCCAACAGUUGUUAUUUCAAAUGUCCGCUGCUUGAGCACCAUGAUGAAGUGUAUAGCACUUGGUGCUGUGGAGUUCCUUGAGAAACCACUAUCCGAAGACAAACUCAGAAACAUAUGGCAGCAUGUGGUUCACAAGGCCUUCAUUGCAGGGGGGAGUGUGCUCUCCAAAUCAUUGAAGCCGAUCAAAGAGACAGUUGUUUCGAUGCUUCAACUUCAGACAGAAACAGGAGAACUCAAAAUUGAAACCCAAUCAGAAGCAGAAAACACGGAGAAGGAACAUGAAAAUAGGCAUGAGAAUGCUGUGGCAAAUGACAGGUUCCCAGGUCCUUCAACUCCACAGCAGGAACAUGGAGGAAGAUUGCUAAGUGAUGGAGAUUGCCAAGAGAGAACUAACUGCUCAAUAGAGAGAGGCUGCACAGAGAAUAUCAAAGACUCGUUAGACGCGAGAAAUUGCAGCAGUUUGGAAUCAAAAUCUGUCGAAAAUACCUGCAACAAUUCAAUCCCCGCAGCUAACACUGAGGAGAUUCUGCCUUCUAGACCUGAAGAGGCCGCAACUGAGGGGGAGGUGAACUCGGCUGAUGGUUCUAAGACGACUGAUGAUCAAUGCAGUGGUGCUAAAGAAGUCUCCCUACCCUCCUCAAGUUUGCAUAAUGGGGACAAUGUAGAAGCUAGCGCAGACGAUUCAAAGAAGUUAGUUGCUAAUAGUAAUUCAUAUUCGAAUGGUAGCAGAAGCAAUAAAAAGAAGAUGAAGGUGGACUGGACUCCAGAUCUCCAUAGAAGAUUUGUUCAGGCUGUAGAGCAACUGGGGGUGGACCAAGCCAUUCCUUCCAAGAUUCUAGAGCUGAUGAAAGUAGAAGGCUUGACAAGGCAUAAUGUAGCUAGCCAUUUGCAGAAAUAUCGGAAGCAGAGGAGACACAUCUUGCCAAAAGAAGAUGACAGAAGAUGGCAGCCUUAUAGAGAUCCCACACUAAUGGGUUUCAUGCACAAGCCACUUGUGGCUUUACAUCCAUAUCAUCCCCAUUGUGGAGUUCCAUUUGGUCACAGCUACCCUGCUUGGGCUCAUCCAAGUUACCAUCCCCCUGGUGUCCAAAUGUGGGGCCAUCCUGGCUUCCCACCGCGGCAUCAGCCUCCAGAAAAUUGGGUUUGGAAGACCUACCCUGGGAUUAAUGCUGAUGCAUGGGGCUGCCCUGUUUUGCCACCUUAUAACCAUUAUACCGUCCCUACGAGGUCCCUGAUGAGUAACGGUUCGAAUGCAAAUGGAAAUGGAAACUGGCAGUUUAGAGAUUCCUAUGACUUGCAUCAGGCAGAGGAGGUAAUAGAUUCGGUGGUGAAGGAGGCGAUGAGCAAGCCGUGGCUCCCCCUCCCUCUCGGUCUCAAACCACCCUCCACCGACAGCGUCCUCGCCGAGCUCCGUCGCCAAGGCUUCCGGGCCAUCCCGCCGGCCACCAAGCCUCCUCCCCGGUGAUCGGUGGGCCCAGCCUCUUUGUGCGGCUAAGACUCCUGCUACGUGGCUCGUACUUUCAUCUCACUGGACUCUGUGGCUGUAAAUAAAAGUUGGUGAGGGGACCGCCGCCAGGCCCUUUCACUAGUGUCCUGCUCUGGGCUUGGCUUUGCUCCUCUUUUAUUUCCCCCGUUCUUCUCCUCUUGUUUUUCUGCGUCUUUAGUUGCCAAGAAUAAUGCAGUCCUGUCGGCUGCUUGUCGUCAAUUUGUGCAACCUUUCCAGGGCCACUUUGAUUCUAAAGGCCUUUCAUCUCUCAAUAUUCGCAAGGGAGACUCCAUUUGAUACGUCAUUAUUUUUUCUUUUUUUUUAAGAUAUAGUUUUAAUAAUUGUAGUAGGAAUUAAUGUUUUAGAAACAUA